AUUUCUUCUUCACCGUCAUCAUUUCAUUCAUCGCCAUUCUUUACAAUUGGAAUUCCACCAUUUCCGUCUUUUUAGAUUUCUGAAACUGAAGAAAAUAAACAAUCGGAUUCUUCAAAAGACGAUUCUCAAAAGCGAAGAAGACUCACCUGUUUUUCGGCAGACUCAGGGAAACAGGUCUUAAGACUUGAGAGCAUUUUAAUUUUUAAAAAAUGGAAGAAGAGACAGUAGUGAGCAGUGAAAUCCCUGUUAAGAAGGUUGUUGUUGAGGACUCUGAAAGCAUUGACAAGCCUGUUAAGGUUAAGGAAACAAAUGGAGACCUGCCACCUGUGGAAAAAGAAGCGAAGAAAGAUGAUGAAGAAACCACAUUGGGUGGAGAUUUCAUAAAAGUUGACAAGGAAUUACUAGAUAUCAAAGAUGCUUCUGAUCAUGCUAAACCAGAAGCUAAGGAGGAUGAAAAGCCCAUCAUUGAAAGAUGCUUAGCCUUUGGCAAUUCGAGCAGGGAGUUACUUGAAGCCCUAGAGAAGACAAAGGAACUUGAGUUUGAACUAGAAAGGGUAGCUGGAGCAUUAAAGCAUUCUGAAUCUGAAAACGAUAAGCUCAAGGAUGAACUUUGGCUUUCAAAGGAGAAGCUAGAGGAAAAUGCAAACAAGUAUGAGGAGCUUGAAGCCAGUCACAAGAAAUUGCAAGAGCAGACGAUUGAAGCUGAGGAGAAAUAUGCUGCACAGCUCAACAAUUUGCAAGAGGCAUUGCAAGCUCAAGAAGUAAAACAGAAGGAGCUAAUUCAAGUAAAGGAAGCUUUUGAUGGUCUCAACCUCGAGUUUGAAACCUCAAGAAAGAGGAUGCAAGAGUUGGAACAUGAGCUACAAUGUUCUAUUGGAGAGGCAAGGAAAUUUGAGGAACUUCACAAACAAAGUGGAUCACAUGCUGAGUCUGAGACACAGAGGGCUUUGGAGUUUGAAAGGUUGCUUGAAUCUGCAAAACUUGGUGCAAAAGAAAUGGAAGAUCAAAUGGCCUCCUUGCAAGAAGAACUCAAAGGCUUGUAUGACAAGAUUGCUGAAAAUGAGAAGAUUGAAGAAACACUUAAGCACACUAAUGCGGAACUUUGUUCUGUCCAGGAAGAAUUGACACAAUCCAAAUCACUGGUGUUGGACCUGCAACAAAGACUCAGUUCAAAAGAAGAUCUUAUAAGUGAACUGACUCAGGAACUGGAUAUGCAAAGUGCUUCAGAAUCCAAGGUGAAGGAAGAUUUCUCAGCUCUUGAGAAUCUUUUUGCUGAGACCAAACAAGAUCUUGAAGCAAAGCUUUCUGAGUUGGAAGAUAUCAAGUUGAAGUUGCAAGGGGAAGUCAAAGCUAGGGAAUUAGCUGAAGCUGUGUCAAGAGUGCAGGAAGAGCAGUUCUCAACUCUUCAGGAAGAUUUCAGUAGAGUAUCCAAAGAAAAAGAAGCUCUUGAAACAGCUGUGGCUGAUCUUACUAGUAAGGCAGGACACAUGACAAAGUUAUGUAGGGAUCUUGAAGGAAAACUAGAGCUUUCAGAUGAGAAUUUUGGCAGAACUGAUUCAUUAUUGUCACAGGCUUUGUCUAACAAUGAAGAGCUCAAAAAGAAACUAAAGUCUCUUGAAGAACUACAUGAUGAAUCUGGAGCUGCAGCAGCAACUGCUACUCAGAAGAAUCUUGAGCUUGAAGAUUUAGUCCAAGCUUCAAAUAAUGCAGCAGAAGAAGCAAAAUCACAACUGAGAGUGCUUGAGGCACGCUUCAUAGCAUCUGAGCAGAGGAAUGUAGAGCUUGAACAACAAUUAAAUCUUGUGGAACUAAAAAGAGGUGAAGCUGAGAGAGAACUAAAGGAAUUCUCUGACAAAAUAUCUGACCUUUCUGCUAAAUCAGCAGAGGUUGAGGAAGAGAAAAAAUUUCUUAAUGACCAAAUGAAAGAAUACCAGGUAAAGGUAGGUGAGCUAGAAUCUGCUCUAAACCAGUCAUCCUUGCAGAAUUCAGAGCUUGAGAAGAAGUUGAAGAUUGCUGUGGAGAAAGGUGCUGAACACGAGGACCGAGCUGGUAUGAACCAUCAGCGCAGCAUUGAGCUAGAGGAUCUGUUCCAGGCAUCUCAUUCCAAAUUAGAGAAUGCUGAAAAAAAGGUGAGUGAAUUAGAGUUGUUGCUUGAAGCUGAGAAAUACAGAAUUCAAGAACUUGAAGAACAGAUAGCCACAUUAGAAAAGAAAUGUGGUGAUGCAGAAGCUGAGUCUGCAAAAUACAAUGAGAAGGUAGCUGAACUAACUUCUGAAGUUGAAUCAUUCCAAAGUAGAGCAUCAUGCCUUGAAAUUGCACUGCAAACAGCCAAUGAGAAGGAGAGGGAGCUGACAGAUUUCUUGAAUGUAGCAACAGAUGAGAAGAAGAAGUUGGAAGAAGCAUCACACAGCUCCAAUAAGAAGCUUAAUGAAGCAGAAAAUGUAUUAGAAGUCUUAAGGAAUGAAUUAAAUCUGACACAGGAGAAGUUGAAGAACAUUGAAAAUGAUCUUCAGGACGCAGGUUUGAGAGAGAGUGAGAUAAUCGAGAAGCUUAAAUCUGCUGAAGAGCAACUAGAGGAACAAGGAAAGGUAUUAGAGCAGGCAAGUGCGAAGAACUCAGAGCUUGAAACUUUACAUGAAUUUCUAUCAAGGAAUGCAGAGCUUAAACUCCAAGAAGUGAUGGCGAACUUCACUGACAGGGACUCAGAGGCUAAAUCUCUGUCUGAAAAAAUUAAAGUUCUUGAAGAUCAAGUGAAGGCAUAUGAAGAGCAGGUUGCUGAAGCAGCUGGAAAAUCCAUUUCCUUGAAAGAAGAAUUGGAUCAGAGUUUCAUGAAACUGGCUUCUCUUGAAACCAGAAAUGAACAACUUGAAAAAGAAAUUCUGGAAGCAGAAAAUAAAGUGUCCCAGUCUUUUUCAGAGAAUGAACUUUUAGUUGAGACAAAUAUUCAACUGAAAAGCAGGGUUGCUGAACUCGAAGAACUUCUAAAUUCUGCAGUUUCAGAUAAGGAAGCAGCUGCUAAACAAGUUGAAUCUCACAUGAAGACAAUUGAAGAAUUAACAGAGAAGCACUUAACAGCCUCAGAACUUCAAGCUGCGGCUGUAGCCCAAAUCAUAGAAGCAGAAGCACAGAUGCAUGCAGCAAUUCAAAAAUUUACUGUGAGAGAUUCAGAAGCCAAUGGCUUGAAUGAAAAGCUAAAUGCCCUUGAAGAACAAAUAAAAAAGUAUGAAGACCAAGUUCAUGAAGCAUCAACUAUAGCUGACACUCGGCAAAUUGAGCUUGAAGAGAGUUUUCUGAAAUUAAAGAAUCUGGAAAGCCUUGUUGAGGAACUGCAAUCCAGAUCAGGGCAAUUUGAGAAGGAGAGCAGUGAGUUAGCUGGGACAAAUUUGAAGCUGACUCAGGAACUGGCAACAUUUGAGUCCAAACUGAGGGACCUAGAGGGAAAAUUGUCUGCAGCCAUAACUGAGAGGGAUGAAACUUUUGAACAACUUCAGAGUUCAAACAAGACUUUAGAAGAUUUAACACAACAAAUUACUUCUGAAGGGCAGCGGUUAGAAGCUCAGAUAGCUUCACUUCUGGAGGAGAAUAACCUGCUUAAUGAAUCAUAUCAAAAAACAAAGAAUGAACUUCAGUGUGUGAUACUAGAGAUUGAAGAGAAAUUGAAAGAAGAAAAGGGAAAUAAUGAUGCUCUAAAAUUGGAGAUCCAAACUCUCAAGGCGGAGAUUGCUGCCAAGUCCAUGUUGCAAACUCGUGUGAAAGAACUUGAGGAACAAUUGUUGACAGUUGAAAAUCAACUGAAAGAAGAGGUUGAAAGUGCCAAGGCUACUGCGUGUACAAGGGAGGCAGAAUUAACUUCAAAAUUGGAGGAACAUAUACAUAAAGCUCAUGAUAGAGAUAUUUUAAAUGAACAAGUACUUCAACUUCAGAAAGAAUUACAAAUUUCUAAGACAACUGUUGCUGAACAGAAAGAAGCAGAAUCUCGACAAGAGUUGGACUUUGAAGUGGCUUUGAAGCAUUCAGUUGAAGAGCUUGAAGCUAAGAAUAAAGAAAUUUUACUUCUUGAGCAACAGGUCAAAGAGCUGGAGCAGAGAUUGCAAUUAGCAGAAUCUAAAGCAAAGAGUGAUGGAGGAAGUCUGGCAGAACUGAAGGAUGGAGUUGAGGUAAAGUCCCGAGAUUUUGGAUCAGGUGUUUCAUCUCCUCCAAAAAGAAAGAGUAAGAAAAAGUUAGAAGCAGCUUCCGCUUCUGCCCAAGCCUCAUCAUCCUCAUUAGAGACUCACUCUGUGGCUUCUUCCUUGACAAGCUUAAAGUUCAUUUUGGGAGUGGCAUUGGUGUCUGUGAUUUUUGGCAUAAUUCUGGGGAAGCGAUAUUAGCUUUGGUGUUCAGCCUCCUCAGUGACUUUUGUUGUUCUUCUGUUUUCCCUUAUCCUUUGGCAUAAUUCUGGGGAAGCGAUAUUAGCUUUGGUGUUUAGCCUCCUCAGUGACUUUUAUUAUUCUUCUGCUUUCCAUAUCCUUCUACAUAUAAAUUAUGCACGGCAGAGGAAAGCUUUGUUUGUUAUGUUUUCUUUCUGACUUGUGCCUGAUUGGGGAAUUGGUUUUGAUUGAUAUCCUUCGCCUGUUCGCAGUAAGUACGGUUGAUUUUUUAUGUUUUAGAUUGUCAAGUUUGUAUUGAGUCGAUUGGAUUAAUAAGUUUUUCUAGUUUCAUCUCCCUGCAAUAUAUAUAUACAAGCAUG
Molecule: messenger RNA, 4726 nt
Organism: Rubroshorea leprosula
Lineage: Eukaryota; Viridiplantae; Streptophyta; Magnoliopsida; Malvales; Dipterocarpaceae
Source: the annotation of a GenBank genome assembly